This is a messenger RNA of Babesia ovata, 2019 nucleotides long. Its product is annotated as NADPH-ferrihemo reductase. Gene Ontology annotation, cellular component: cytosol. NCBI's taxonomy places the organism in Eukaryota, Apicomplexa, Aconoidasida, Piroplasmida, Babesiidae. The record is from RefSeq and is a predicted model, not a curated record. Bases 1 to 2019 code for a protein of 672 amino acids. The transcript has 6 exons. Gene Ontology annotation, molecular function: flavin adenine dinucleotide binding; FMN binding; NADPH-hemoprotein reductase activity.
AUGCCACAGAUCACACAGGUGACGUUCACCAUCGUUGCGACGGCCUUGGCACUCUAUAUUACAUACGAACUAUGGAAGCGCGCGCAAAGUUGCGGCGCCGAACCAGCAGAGCAAGAGGACGCAGAUGCUCCACAGGAGUCACACACCUCUGAAAUAGAGCCCCAAAAGGCUGAAAGUGACCUACAGGGGGACAUCUCACGUGUCUAUAUUUACUAUGGCAGCCAGACAGGGACGGCUGAGCGCUUUGCCAGAGCUCUAGCACUGCAAUUGGCGGCGUGGAAUGAAGCCUUCCAAUCCAAUGCAAUCAAUUUGGAGGAUUGGGAAGAAGAAAAAAUAUCGCAACCUGGAGCCACCGCCAUCUUCACCGUGGCUACGCAUGACGACGGACUCUUCCCCGAUAACGCCAUUGACUUCGUAAAAUGGCUGGGCAAGCGUGGUAAGGAGGGGAGCACCCUGCGUGGACUUCGAUUUUGCAUUUUCGGCCUGGGGAGCUCAGAGUAUCCGCUCUUCAACCAUGCCGCAAAAACGCUGCAAAAGCUACUUCAGAAGGCAGGGGCACAUGAACUCCUCAGCAUCACAUUAGGAGAUGAUGCCGGUGACCUAAAGGGGGAUUUCAACCAAUGGAGCGUCAAGCUGUGUGAAGUGCUUGCCAAUGAAUUUAGAAUACCCCCGCCACAAUUAAGCACUCAGUCACGCGGGAAGCAUCUAAAGGUAACGGACUCAUGGAGAGACAAAGUACCAUUGGAGCUAAGAUAUGUCAGCAGCAGUCCGGAGGACCGUGAACGCCAUCCAAAUAUCGCAAACGUUGUAUGCAAGCAACAAUGGCAAUGCACGGACCAUGUAGUCCUGGACAAUUUCAACAUGACACCGAAUGGUGACUCGCAAACAAACUGUUUGCGUAUUAAACCGGAUUCCGCAUUUAGUCCUGCGGAAACCGUCAACAUUCUCUAUUCCAACCCUCCCCACGUUGUGAAGUAUUUCAUGGGAAAACUACGGCUAAAGGAUGCAGAUUUGGAUAGGGUUAUUACCUUCGUUCCUCGAUAUGGGUCAACCGAAACUCAGAUGGACUUUGAACCCCCUUUUCCUGUACCCUGCACAAUCCGAGAUGCUCUAUUCUACUAUCUGGACCUGACGGGGUUACCAGACGAGGAUAUACUCGAAGAAAUGGGCACUUUUCUCCAAACAGCCCAGGCGUGUCUGUUGUUCAAUAAAAUGCUGAAUAACAAAUCGCUCAUCAAAAGGAUGAGAGAGGAAUUACACGUAACGCUGCCUGAGUUUGUAGAAAUCUUUAUGGAAGACGCGUUAUUCAACAUGGGAGGGUUUCUGCAAAUAGUGAAGAAAAAAGUACCCAAGGCUUAUACCAUAUCGUCGCACCCUGAUGUUCAGACGGACAGUAUUGACUGCACUGUAAAGCUUGUCACCUUCCCCAUCCACUCUUUCAAAAGCUUCAGAUCAUCUCUCAAGAAAACGUUAGGAUACAAAGUGUCACCUGGAAUCGGGAAUUUUUUCGUUAAACAACGUAACUACGAAGGAGCGUGCACGCGCUAUCUGUGCUCGCUAAAACAAGGAGACACCGUGAAACUGUUCAGGCGACCCUCCGCUUUCAGCAGUGUCGAGGGAUUAGGCUCAAGGCACCUUGUCAUGAUCGCCAAUGGGGCUGGAAUCGCACCUUUCAGGGCAUUCUGGCAGGACGAGGCGAGAGAUAAGAAGCGCAUAUUGUUUUUAGGUUUCAGAACGGAAGCACACAUCUUAUACGCAGACGAAGUGGAGCAGCUAAAAACCAUGCCGAACUACACGGUGCAUAUUGCCUUGUCGAGGUCGAAGACUCCCAUGUACGUACAACACAUCCUAAGAAAGAAUAUGGAACAAGUCGGCGAAAUUCUAAAAGCUGAUGGGGUCGUAUGCGUCUGUGGGAGUAAACCGAUGGGAGCCCAGGUCAAGGCCAUAAUACAACACUUCACCAAGACCGACAUCGCCGAACUUAAAGCUAACGGAAGAUUUAUUGAAGAACUGUGGUAA